Micropterus salmoides (largemouth bass) is the source of this 871-nucleotide messenger RNA. RefSeq names its product mitochondrial ribosomal protein L14 (gene mrpl14). NCBI's taxonomy places the organism in Eukaryota, Metazoa, Chordata, Actinopteri, Centrarchiformes, Centrarchidae. Gene Ontology annotation, molecular function: structural constituent of ribosome. Gene Ontology annotation, biological process: translation. Gene Ontology annotation, cellular component: ribosome; mitochondrion. The transcript is spliced from 3 exons. The coding region runs from base 175 to 621 and encodes 148 amino acids. The record is from RefSeq and is a predicted model, not a curated record.
CAACGCACAUCUUCUUAUUUGCAGCGAGGAAUAUUAAUUUAUUUCAUAUAUGCGAAUGCAUGUUGUGUUUGUUAGCUAGCUCAGCUAAAGGCGAUUGGUCGCGUGUUGCUGACGUUACACUCUUGACAUUGGCAUGGAGCGUGAUAGAAGGCUCACACAGUAUUCGCUGUAGUAAUGGCUCUCCCCCAGCUUUCAAGAUCCAUUACUGGGCUUCUCGUAGAGACAUCGUCUAUAGUUCAUCAGAGGACUUUUAGUGUAUCUGCUGUUGCAGCCGCCAUUCAAAAAAUGACAAGAGUGCGUGUAGUGGACAACAGCUCUCUUGGAAAUACGCCAUAUCACCGUGCGCCGAGAGUGAUCCAUGUCUACACCAAGAAUGGCGUAGGAAAAGUUGGUGACAGAGUGUUGCUUGCCAUCAAAGGACAGAAGAAGAAAGCGCUAAUCGUUGGACACAAAAUGCCUGGAGAACGCAUGAGUCCACGCUUUGAUUCAAACAACGUUGUUCUGAUUGAGGACAAUGGGAACCCUACGGGAACAAGGAUUAAGGUCCCUUUACCCACGCAUCUACGUACAAUGGAGGGAGAUUACUCUAAAGUUCUAGCAAUUGCUAGUUCAUUUGUUUAAUACCAGCAUUAUUCAAUUGUGAUUUGAGAGAUAUAUAUAUAAAAGAUAUUUCUCAUCUGCUGGGUGUAUAUGAACAUUUUAUGCGUAUGUUGUCUUCAGCAAACUUAAGGAGCAUACACUCAGUAACAAAUGAUGUCUCUAUACAGUAUUCUGUUACUUAAUGUAAGAAACAAGUUUUGUCACUAUUGACAUUUUAUGGAGGCCUCUCUAUGCUUACAAUAAAUAUAACCUUUGCCUUGAAUGCAUGAAC